AUGGACCCAAUCUUGAAAACGCACAUUUCGGACCGUACGAAGGUGAAGACUGCCUUGACUCGUUUUAAGAAAUUUUUUGAAUCAUACGACCGCUCAACUUCGGUAACAGCACUGGAAAUUCAUUUGGGAAAAAUUUCGCAAUUGUAUGAAAAAUUUGAUGGGAUACAAUCGUUAAUAGAAGAUAUCGUAGAAGGAACCGAUCUCGAAGAAAAGAACGCGAACGAACGAGAAUCAUUUGAAACUUCGUAUUGUAAUAUAGUUGCCGCAGCAAAGGAUUAUAUUGCACAAACGCGAGUACAAAAUUUUGCGCACACGAACAUGUCAAAACAAAGUACCUCGUCUUCGGGAACUGAACCUCAAUUUCGUGUCAAAUUGCCUACGAUAGAAUUACCUACGUUCGAUGGGACGUACAGUUUGUGGUUAAAAUUCAAGGACACAUUCGAAUCAUUAAUCCAUAACAAUAAAGCUCUAGGUAAUAUUGAAAAAUUUCAUUAUUUAAAUUCCUCGUUAAAGGGCGACGCAGCUCGCGUAAUACAAUCGUUAGGAGUUUCUGAAUUAAAUUACGGUCUUGCAUGGAAAGCGUUAAAGGACAGAUUCGAGGAUCGCAAUACAAUCAAGCACGACCACAUCCGUACAUUAUGGGACUUGCCUGUAUUAACGAAAGAAUCUUACUCGGGACUUCGGCGGUUACUCGAUGAUAUGAAAAAUAGUUUACUCGCACUUAAUGCAUUAGGAGAACCAACAGAACAUUGGGAUAGUCUAAUUAUAUAUUUAUUAACGACGAAGUUAGACACUGUAACGAUACGUGAGUGGGAACAAAAACAAUCGAACAUUGCGAGUGAUGUUACAUUGCGGGAUAUGACCGACUUUUUAGAGAAGCAUUGUAAAUACCUUGAAAAAACUGCAAAGGCCAAGGUAGUACCGUCGAAUAAGAUUGCAAUAAUUAAUGAAACACGAAACACUCGGUUCAAGAAUGUAGCAGCACACGUUGCGAACACGCGGACAGAAUGUAUACUUUGCAAGGCUGAGCACCCGUUGUAUAAUUGCACUCAGUUUUUAAAAUUAUCUCCGGGCGACCGUAUUUCGAGGAUUCAGGAAUUGCGUGCAUGCUUUAAUUGUCUCCAACAAGGACAUAGAAAUAUGGAAUGUACGCGUGGAGGAUGUAGGAAAUGCUCAAAAAGGCAUCACACCCUCUUACAUUUAGACAGUGGUGCACAUAAACCAUCAGUAUCGACCAAUGUUUCACUCUCGCACAAACAAACACAAAAUGUAAAUACGGACACUGACACGAACCGUCCUAAAGAACAAAUCACUUCACAUACGUACAUUUCACAUUCAAGGGACAAUUGUACAAUGUUAUCCACUGCGGUAGUAUAUAUAACUGAUUGUAAGGGACAUAGGCAGAAAUGUCGAGUAUUGUUAGACUCAGGAUCUCAGUCUCACUUCAUCACUGACGCGCUGAUUAAAAAACUAGGACUUCCGUGUAGUACAACGAACAUUAGAGUUUCGGGAAUAGGAAAUUUAGCACGUAACUUACAAUAUCAAUCAUGCGUAAAAUUAACAUCAAGAUUCAAUGGAUUCACCACAUCAAUUUCAUGUCUAUUAUUACCGAAAAUAACCGGAAAUAUUCCAAGCACACACAUCGACUUAUCUGAUUUACCGAUUCCUGCACAUAUCAUGCUCGCGGACCCCCAUUUCCAUCAACCCGGGGAAAUCGAUAUGAUUAUCGGAGCAGGUAUGUUUUGGGACCUAUUGUGCAUCGGACGCCACUCUUUAGGACCGAACUACCCAUCAUUACAAAAGACACAGCUCGGGUGGAUUAUCAUUGGUAAUAUGACUCGCGCACAUCUUACAACACAAACACGAACCACGUGCCAUGUUGUAACGAAUCAACAGUUACAUAAUCAAGUAGCGGAUUUCUGGAAAAUUGAACAAUGUAUUGAUGAAGGACGUCUCAUCGACAAAAAUCAUUAUUGCGAGAAACAUUUCCUGUCAACUUCAACUCGGGAUAACGACGGACGACACGUGGUUGCAAUUCCCUUCAAGGAAGAGAUCAACGGACUAGGACAUUCGAGACAACAAGCAGAACGCCGACUACUUGCAUUGGAACGAAGGUUGACCAAACAACCGCAGAUUCAACAAGAAUAUAUUGCCUUUAUGAGGGAAUAUGAAGAACUUGGACACAUGACGGAACUAAACGAGGAGCAACGUGAAGAUGGAUUCUAUUUACCGCAUCACGCCAUCAUAAAGGAGAGCAGCAGCACCACAAAAUUGCGCGUAGUUUUUGAUGGAUCCGCAAAAACUACAUCUGGACUAUCCCUGAACGAUGUACAGAUGGCUGGGCCAGUGGUACAAGAGGAUCUACUGUCGAUUGUAUUACGUUUCCGCAAACAUCGGUAUGUUCUGUCAGCAGAUAUCGCGAAAAUGUAUCGCCAAAUACGAGUACGUAAGGAAGAUCGUCGCUUCCAAAAAAUAGUAUGGCGAGAAAAUAGUACCUUGCCAAUUAAAACGUAUGAAUUAAAUACUGUGACGUAUGGGACAACAUCCGCACCUUUCCUGGCGACCAGAACCUUGCAAUGCAUUGGAGAAAUUUAUGCAGAAGAUUCUCCAGCCGCCAGUCGUAUAAUCUUGGAAGAUUUCUACGUAGACGAUCUUUUGACUGGCACGGACUGUUUAGAAGAAGCGAUCAAAUUAAAAAAUGACGUAUCAUCUAUCCUGGCAACAUCGGGUUUUGAACUCCGGAAAUGGGCAACGAACGAGUCGCGUAUUUUGAAUCCAUCGGAUGGAAUACAAUCCCACGUACACAUUACAUCCGACAAGGAGAUAAAAACGCUCGGACUUCUCUGGGAAUCGCAGAUGGACAUACUGCGAUUCUUAGUGCAAAAACCAUUUGAACAUCGUGUCACAAAACGAACAAUAUUAUCGGACAUUUCCCAGAUUUUUGACCCCCUCGGACUGAUUGGGCCAGCUACUAUUCAAGCCAAAAUAUUAUUACAAGAACUAUGGCAGCUACAAGUUUCCUGGGAUGAAUCAUUGCCCCAACAUCUCCAUUCACGAUGGACAACAUUUCGCGAGGAGCUUGGGUCAAUAAAUAACAUUAUUAUUCCUCGUCAUGUAUUAGCUGCAGAAGCUGAGAAAAUUGAAUUGCAUGGGUUUUGUGACGCGUCCCAGAAGGCCUACGGAGCCUGUCUUUAUCUGCGGACGUUCAACAACGGACAAUGGACCACUAAGUUAAUAUGUGCAAAAUCACGCGUAGCUCCAUUAAAGGUAAUCACUCUCCCAAGAUUAGAACUAUGUGGAGCAGUACUGCUGGCACGACUUACAAGAAAGGUGCGGCAAGCGUUACGAUUAUCCUGCGACGAGUACUACUGGUGUGAUUCUACGAUCACGCUUGCAUGGCUCAAAUCAUCACCCAGUAAAUGGAAGACAUUCGUGGCCAACAGGACGUCUGAAAUCCAGGAACUAUCUCGCGGAAUUUGGAUGUAUGUGCAAUCAAAGGAAAAUCCUGCGGACAUCAUAUCGCGUGGAGUCAACCCUUCGUCACUUGUUUCGGCAACCCUUUGGUGGAACGGACCUUCAUGGCUAGAAAGGGACACAGCUACCUGGCCAGCAAUAGAACCACAUACAACUGAAACACCAGACGUUAACGAAGUACAGUGUGCAUUCAUUGCAGUAAAAAAGGAACAUUUAUUCGAACGAUUUUCGUCAUUCACGCGACUCCUACGCACGAUCACAUAUUGUCUACGGUUUGUAAAAAACGUAAGAAUCCGUAUUCAUAAUCGCAUCAAGGUAGUGAAUAGGUCAGAAGAUACUACCAGUGUACACACGGGUUACCUUUCAGUAAAGGAAUUGAACGAUAUCGAAAUCCGUCUUCUUCAAAUUACACAAUCAGAUUGUUUUCUGGAGGAACUUAAGAAAUUAAGGACUGGGCAAGCGCUCCCAAAAUCCAGUACACUACGAUCUUUGAAUCCAUUUCUCGAUGAAACUGGACUGAUCAGGGUGGGCGGUAGAUUGAAAGAAGCCCAGCUUCCCUUUAAUCAACGACAUCCCGUCAUACUGCCAUCGAAACAUCAUCUUACAAAACUUCUAGUCGCACAUGAACAUUUAAGGUUAUUGCACGCAGGCUGUCAAGCGACUCUAUCGUCGUUACGCAGACGAUAUUGGCCGCUUUCAGGUAAAAUUCUUAUAAAAAACACAAUACGAAAUUGCGUUCGAUGCUUCAGGACUAAACCCGUGACUCAAGAAUACCUGAUGGGGAAUUUACCUGCCGUACGAAUUAUCCCAACGCGCCCAUUUUCUGUAUGCGGCGUGGAUUAUGCAGGCCCGGUAUUCAUAAAGGAAAAAAUACGUACGAGGGUCACAUCGAAGGCCUACUUGUGUAUUUUUGUCUGUUUCGUGACAAAGGCAAUUCAUUUAGAGCUAGCUAUAGAUUUAAGUACCGAUGCAUUCUUAAAUGUCUUGCGACGAUUUAUUUCCCGCCGAGGACUAUGCCGCAGUCUAUACUCCGACAAUGGAACCAAUUUCAUCGGCGCGCGCAACGAACUUCUCGAAUUAGGCACACUUUUAAGGGACAGUAAACACAAUGAACGGGUAACCAAAUUUUUAAGUGAUAAUCAAAUUGAAUGGCACUUAAUUCCGCCUCGCGCUCCUCAUUUUGGUGGAUUAUGGGAAGGAGCAGUAAAGGCCACGAAAUUCCAUUUGAAGCGCGUUAUCGGUGAUACGAAACUUACGUACGAAGAAUUGUAUACGCUGUUAACACAAGUAGAGGCAUGUUUGAACUCCCGACCCCUAUAUCCUUUAUCCGACGAUCCUACUGAUUUAUCUCCAUUGACACCUGGACAUUUCCUUAUUGGUGACACGUUGAAUGCGCUCCCUGGCCCUGAUAUUCGACACAUCCCAGAAAAUCGACUUAAUCGCUACCAGCACAUUCAAAGAAUGUUACAGCAUUUUUGGCAACGAUGGAACACAGAAUAUCUCCACCAAUUACAACAACGGACCAAGUGGCAGACAGCAUCCCCCUCUCCGCUCGCACCAGGGACAUUGGUUGUUGUGAAGGAGGAUAAUUGUCCACCACUGAAAUGGAGAAUGGGACGGAUCACCGAACUUCAUCCAGGGAAAGAUACGAUUACAAGAGUCGUAUCAGUUAAGGUCUCCGAUGGGAUUGUAAAACGCCCAGUAACAAAAAUUUGUAUCUUACCUAUAGACACUGAUAACGAAACAGUACCGGGACAAGAAUAG
Molecule: messenger RNA, 5238 nt
Organism: Colletes gigas
Lineage: Eukaryota; Metazoa; Arthropoda; Insecta; Hymenoptera; Colletidae
Exons: 1
Coding region: 1-5238 (1745 amino acids)
Biological process (GO): DNA integration
Molecular function (GO): zinc ion binding; nucleic acid binding
Source: RefSeq, a predicted model, not a curated record